Messenger RNA from Onychostoma macrolepis, 1219 nucleotides. RefSeq names its product Fas ligand (TNF superfamily, member 6) (gene faslg). Gene Ontology annotation, molecular function: tumor necrosis factor receptor binding. Gene Ontology annotation, biological process: immune response; positive regulation of canonical NF-kappaB signal transduction; extrinsic apoptotic signaling pathway via death domain receptors. The transcript is spliced from 4 exons. Gene Ontology annotation, cellular component: membrane. Bases 66 to 875 code for a protein of 269 amino acids. The record is from RefSeq and is a predicted model, not a curated record. Lineage: Eukaryota; Metazoa; Chordata; Actinopteri; Cypriniformes; Cyprinidae.
GCCUUCUCAAGACAUACAUUCUCUCGUCACUCAGACCUUCACACACACCUCUGAGCUCUGCAGACAUGAGCAGUAACUUUAGCCACCCGUCCCAGCCGGUGUUCAUGGUGGAUUCUGGCGGAGAUCACCCUAAACAACAUCGGUAUUACCAUCAGCAGAUGCCCAGACACGCAGAGCCACAACUGGUGCCCUGCUGGACGUUCCCCCCUGCCCGAGCUGAGAUGAAGAAAAGGGACUGGGGGAGAAUGAAUGCUGGGAUGGCUUGGGUACUGAUACUGAUACUCCUGCUGAUUUUUGCAGCCCUGGGACUGGGAGCCUAUCAGAUCCAGAAGUUACAGACAGAAGUGCAACGGCUGUCUCAGCAGGAAAUGCCCGCACAGAUGCAGAGCAUCGCUCCACAGAGACAAGUUGGCCCGGAUCCUUCUGAGCUGAACAGGAACAAACAAAAAUCUGCAGCACACUUGAUAGGUCGUGCAGACCAGAGCACAUCAUCUGGAAUUCUGAAGUGGGAAGCAAAACUCGGCGAGGCCUUUACAGAAGGCGUCAAGUACAACAACGGCGGCCUUCAGGUCAACAAGACCGGGUUGUACUUCGUUUACUCCCGUGUGGAGUUUUUUUCGCUCAAGUGCAACCCCAAAGACUUUUACGUUCACAAAAUGCGUCUGCAGAGAAACAGCCACAACCGGACAAUCAUGGAAGAUCACCGAGAAGGCUUCUGUUCAGCAGGGAGCAAUAUGCCGUGGAUGACCGGGAGUAACAUAGGCUCGCUUCAGCAUCUCAAGGAAUCCGAUAGGCUGUUUGUCAAUGUCUCACACCCCCAUCUGCUCAGCAAAAAUUAUCACAGCAACUAUUUUGGCCUCUUCAAGAUCCACUGAUCAGUUAGGGGAUGCUUAGGGCAUGAUUGUGAGUUCAGAUGAAGAGCUCAGCAAUCUCCGGACUACCCUAAGAUCCUCAGAGCUUCAUUGCAAUGCAAUCUGUCUGCUUGGCAUUGUCAAAUCACAUUUGAUUUUGAAUGUAUCGGUUGCCUGUGGCCGUUAAGUUCUUUUGGAAAGUUUUGCAGAAGAGUUUCAGAUUGAAUGAACACUAAUAUGCUUCUGUAUCAGGAGAAAGUAGAUUAAAUCCAAAUAUUUAUUUUCUUUAAAGUCUGAUUGUAUAUUAAUACGAUCAAUGGUCAUAUUGACUGAGUAAUAUAUCAAUAAUGGUUAAUAAAUGUGAUCAA